GAGUUCCGGGUGCGUGGCGAUAGCUGCGGAGGAAGAGGACGUCUGGGUGCGAGCUGGGGAGGUUGAGCCGCGAUGUUCCGGAUCGAAGGCCUCGCUCCGAAGCUGGACCCGGAGGAGAUGAAACGCAAGAUGCGUGAGGAUGUGCUCUCCUCCAUACGGAAUUUCCUCAUCUACGUGGCCCUGCUGCGAGUCACUCCAUUUAUCUUGAAGAAAUUGGACAGCAUAUGAGGAUGGGCAGUUGCAUGAAAAUACAUGACAUGAGGAACGUGGCUACAGUUUCUACCCUGUCCUUAAUGAAUUGGCCCAGAAAGGUGUAAGAACUGCUUGAAUGGACAAAAAAUUCUACUUGCAAGAACAAGUAGGGCUGUGGUGACUGGCCUUCAUAGCUAAAAUAUCAAUAAUUUGGGAAGUACAGAAAGAUGUUGGGUGCCCUUAUUCCUGUGAUACUUGGCCUCUGUGAGUGUUGAUAUAACUGUAAAUGAUGUCUGACUCCACUUUCUGGCCAGUGUGAUUUUAAGGGGAUUGUGUCUGGAUCAAUAUUGUCUCCACAGUCGCUUCUGUCUACAUGUGACUUCUGUGCAGAGUGUAUUUGUAAAGAUGAGUUUUAUGGAAGUCAGAACACACAGUGACUCAGAAGCACAGAACCAUUAGUCUAUAUUUUUAAUAAACAUACCAAUGCAGAAAA
Molecule: messenger RNA, 685 nt
Organism: Jaculus jaculus (lesser Egyptian jerboa)
Lineage: Eukaryota; Metazoa; Chordata; Mammalia; Rodentia; Dipodidae
Gene: Tomm5
Product: translocase of outer mitochondrial membrane 5
Exons: 2
Coding region: 73-228 (51 amino acids)
Cellular component (GO): mitochondrial outer membrane translocase complex
Source: RefSeq, a predicted model, not a curated record